AUGAGUGAAAAGAAGGGCAAACGCAGCUCGUCGAAGGACAAGCGACAAAAGAAAUCUAGAAGAAUGGUUGGAGGAGAAGGACCGUCAUCUUCGAGUUCGUCUAUGCUGAGUGGACCAUCUGUGGCACCAACGUCAUCAUCUCUUAUUCCACCAGAACGAAUCAAAGUAGAGCCAAGACCACCACAAGCAUUUUCAUUUCCGUACCCUGUACCAGUUCUCGUCGGAGGAAGAGUAAUGUCAUUAUCAGGACCAGGAGAGGGACCGUCUUCACUGUUCCCGCUUAAAUUGAGUGGAUCAUCUGACUCUUCGACGUCAUCAUCUGUUCUUCCACCAGCACGAAUCAAAGUGGAGCCAAGAUCACCACAAGGAGGGCCUUCAUCUCGUUUCCCGUUACCAUAUACCGGCAAAGGCAGUAAAAGUAAAGGAUCGACGUCAUCAUCUGCUCUUCCAUCAACAAAACGAAUCAAAGUGGAGCCAAGAUCACCACAACCUGGGCCUUCAUCUAUGUUCCCUUUACGCAUCAAAGAGGAGCCAAGAUCACCACAAGCUGGGUCUCCAUUUUCAUCAGGGCAACGAAUCAAAGUCGAACGAAGAUCACCGCAAGCAGAAUCAUCUAUGUCAGGCUGGCAUAUUCCGUUCCUUCUGCAGCCGCAGAAAAAGUAG
Molecule: messenger RNA, 663 nt
Organism: Bradysia coprophila
Lineage: Eukaryota; Metazoa; Arthropoda; Insecta; Diptera; Sciaridae
Source: RefSeq, a predicted model, not a curated record